CAGUGCAGUGACAGCGUGGGGAACGCCAGCGCGCUAACUAUGGAAGGAGAAACGGCGCAAUAUGCUGAAUACAAUCCUCAAUCUAACAUCAGGAGCGAAACAGAACUCGAAAAAAGCCUUGGUGGCACUCUGAUAGCGGUUGGCCUUGGUGUUGCUGCCGCAGGAUUUGCAGGUCGCUAUGCGUUCCAGUUGUGGAAGCGUCUAGGACAAGUCCUGUCACAGGGUAAGAAGAUGCCCACCUCAUCCUUCUCAUCCCAUCACUAUAAUGGAGGGUUUGACCAGAAGAUGACUAAAAAGGAAGCCAGCCUCAUCCUUGGUAUUAGCCCAACCAGCAUCAAGUCAAAGGUGAGAGAUGCUCACCGGAGGAUCAUGGUCCUGAACCACCCAGGUUAAGGGGGAUCUCCUUAUAUGGCCGCGAAGAUCAACGAGGCCAAGGACCUGCUGGAUAAAGGCCAACAGGGCGGAUAGCUACAGCCCCCAUUACCCCACUGACCUCCUGGACUACAGUACACUACCAAUAAAAACUAAAGAUCCCAACUAUAGACCUAGCUGCUGACCUGGACUACAGUACACUACAGAUUAAAACUAUAGACCUAGCUGCUGACCUGGACUACAGUACACUACAGAUUAAAACUAAAGAUCCCAACUAUAGACCUAGCUGCUGACCUGGACUACAGUACACUACAGAUUAAAACUAUAGACCUAGCUGCUGACCUGGACUACAGUACACUACAGAUUAAAACUAAAGAUCCCAACUAUAGACCUAGCUGCUGACCUGGACUACAGUACACUACAGAUUAAAACUAAAGAUCCCAACUAUAGACCUAGCUGCUGACCUGGACUACAGUACACUACAGAUUAAAACUAUAGACCUAGCUGCUGACCUGGACUACAGUACACUACAGAUUAAAACUAUAGACCUAGCUGCUGACCUGGACUACAGUACACUACAGAUUAAAACUAAAGAUCCCAACUAUAGACCUAGCUGCUGACCUGGACUACAGUACACUACAGAUUAAAACUAUAGACCUAGCUGCUGACCUGGACUACAGUACACUACAGAUUAAAACUAAAGAUCCCAACUAUAGACCUAGCUGCUGACCUGGACUACAGUACACUACAGAUUAAAACUAAAGAUCCCAACUAUAGACCUAGCUGCUGACCUGGACUACAGUACACUACAGAUUAAAACUAUAGACCUAGCUGCUGACCUGGACUACAGUACACUACAGAUUAAAACUAAAGAUCCCAACUAUAGACCUAGCUGCUGACCUGGACUACAGUACACUACAGAUUAAAACUAAAGAUCCCAACUAUAGACCUAGCUGCUGACCUGGACUACAGUACACUACAGAUUAAAACUAUAGACCUAGCUGCUGACCUGGACUACAGUACACUACAGAUUAAAACUAAAGAUCCCAACUAUAGACCUAGCUGCUGACCUGGACUACAGUACACUACAGAUAACUAAAGAUCCCAACUCGAAGGUUUACAAAAGUCAACAUGUUUACUGUACAGUCUGUUGUAAAUACACUAUACCAUAAGAUACAAGAUGAUGAUAAUAUUACCUUAGAAUUCCUCAAUGUGGUAAAGACAUUAUGGCGUGUGUGUGUGUGUGUGAUUUAGCCACGUUUGCCGAAUAAAGCAUUUUAUGGAAUGGUAA
Molecule: messenger RNA, 1663 nt
Organism: Oncorhynchus nerka (sockeye salmon)
Lineage: Eukaryota; Metazoa; Chordata; Actinopteri; Salmoniformes; Salmonidae
Product: dnaJ homolog subfamily C member 15-like
Exons: 6
Coding region: 40-393 (117 amino acids)
Biological process (GO): protein import into mitochondrial matrix
Cellular component (GO): PAM complex, Tim23 associated import motor
Molecular function (GO): ATPase activator activity
Source: RefSeq, a predicted model, not a curated record